Molecule: messenger RNA, 6695 nt
Organism: Sorex fumeus (smoky shrew)
Lineage: Eukaryota; Metazoa; Chordata; Mammalia; Eulipotyphla; Soricidae
Gene: RREB1
Product: ras responsive element binding protein 1
Biological process (GO): regulation of transcription by RNA polymerase II
Cellular component (GO): nucleus
Molecular function (GO): DNA-binding transcription activator activity, RNA polymerase II-specific; RNA polymerase II cis-regulatory region sequence-specific DNA binding
Source: RefSeq, a predicted model, not a curated record
GCGGCGGCGGCGCGGGGCCAGGCUGCUGAGCUGCUCAGCUGACGUGUGACACUGCCUCGGCAGCCGCGAGUGGACAGUGUCCACCCAGUGAAGACAGAAAGACUGAGCAUUCCUGGCCUGGACACAGUCCUUGAGGAGACCCAGAACAUGGAGCUGGACGGCUGAGGACCCCAAAGCACGACGACGCUUGUCGUGAUGGCGUCGAGUUCGCCAGCGGGUGUGGAGGGGUCCGACUUGUCUUCCAUCAACACCAUGAUGUCCGCCGUGAUGGCCGUGGGGAAGGUGGCCGAGAAUGGCGGGAGCCCUCCUCGGAUCAAGUCUCCCUCAAAAGCUCCGGGACCAAACCGGAUCGGCAGGAGGAACCAGGAGACGAAGGAAGAGAAAUCGUCCUACAGCUGCCCGCUGUGUGAAAAGCUCUGUAGCACCCAACACCAGCUCACCAUGCACAUCCGCCAGCACAACACGGACACGGGUGGGGCCGACCACUCCUGCAGCAUCUGCGGCAAGUCGCUCAGCUCCGCCAGCUCCCUGGACCGCCACAUGCUGGUGCACUCGGGCGAGCGGCCCUACAAGUGCACCGUGUGCGGCCAGUCCUUCACCACCAACGGCAACAUGCACAGGCACAUGAAGAUCCACGAGAAGGACCCCACUGGCGCCACGGCAUCGGCCCCCCCAUCCCCCCUGAAGCGCAGACGACUAUCCUCCAAGAGGAAGCUGAGCCAUGAUGCCGAGUCCGAGAAGGAAGAUCUGGUGUCCGCCAAGAAGAUGUUGGAUGACGGCUCGGGGGACCUGGAAAAGGCGGGGGACGAGCUUCUUCGCUGCCCCAUAUGCUUCAGGGAGUUUGUGUGCAAGUACAGCCUGGAGAGCCACGUGGAGGCGCACGCAGAGAACCCGCUCAGGUGCGACGUCUGCUGCGUGACGUUCCGCACGCACCGCGGGCUGCUGCGCCACAACGCUCUGGUGCACAAGCAGCUGCCGCGCGACGCUGCCGGGCGCCCGUUCAUCCAGAACAACCCGGCCAUCCCUGCCGGCUUCCACGACCUGGGCUUCACCGACUUCUCCUGCCGCAAGUUCCCGCGCAUCUCCCAGGCCUGGUGCGAGACCAACCUCCGCCGCUGCAUCAGCGAGCAGCACCGCUGCGUGUGCGACACCUGCGACAAGGCCUUCCCCAUGCCCGCGGCCCUUGCCCUGCAUGCGCAGACCCACGCCGCGCCCGCCCCGGCCCGCAGCCCGCCCACCGACGCCCGUGACCAGAAGCUCUUCCUGGCGCUGCUGGGCCUGCAGCACACCCGGGAGGCGGGGCCCGCGCCGGCCGAGGAGGCGCCGCCCGACGACAACCAGGCCAUCCAGCAGCAGGCGCUGCGCGGCCCGCUGCCCCCCGAGCCUAGCUGCCCCGCCGUGCUGGGGCUCUCGGCCGCCGCGCUCGGGGGCCCGCUGGCCGUGCUGCCCUUCCAGAAGGGCUUCCUGCUGCAGCCCGAGAGUGGUCUCGUGGUGAAGCCGGUGUCUAGCGAGUCGGCCGUGGAGCUGGCCGACAUCCAGCAGAUCCUGCAGAUGGCCGCCGCGGCACCCCCGCACCUCGGGCUCCCGCCACUGUCCAAGGCGCCGGCCGCGCCGCUGCAGACCAUCUUCAAGCACAUGCCCCCGCUGAAGCCAAAGCCCCUGGUCGCGCCUCGCACGGUGGUGGCCGCCUCCACGCCGCCCCCGCUGGUCAGCGCCCAGCAGACAUCCCCCGGCUGCACCAGCCCCAGCCUGCCCCCGCCGCCCCUCACGCUGCUCCGGGGCGCCGUGGAGGCCGCCUCGCAGGCCCACUUGCUGCAGUCCAAGUCGGGGGCUCCCACCGCCCCCCUCUUCCUGCCGGCCCCCCGCUCGGAGCUGCCCGGCCCGGCGGACGUGCAGGCCCGGCUGGAGCAGGACGGCCUGCUGGAGGCGCUGCUGCCCCUGGGCGUGGAGGCCAAGAUCAAGCAGGAGGUCACGGAGGCCGAGCUGAAGGCCGUCAUGGCCGGGCCGGGCAGGAAGGCGCCGGCCGUGCGCAAGGUGCUGUACCCGUGCCGCUUCUGCAACCAGGUGUUCGCCUUCUCGGGCGUGCUGCGCGCCCACGUGCGCUCCCACCUGGGCAUCUCCCCGUACCAGUGCAACAUCUGCGACUACAUCGCGGCCGACAAGGCGGCGCUCAUCCGCCACCUGCGCACGCACAGCGGCGAGCGGCCCUACAUCUGCCGCAUCUGCCAGUACCCCUUCACCGUCAAGGCCAACUGCGAGCGGCACCUGCGCAAGAAGCACCUCAAGGCCACGCGCAAGGACAUCGAGAAGAACAUCGAGUACGUGACCAGCAGCGCCGCCGAGCUGGUGGAUGCCUUCUGCGCGCCCGACACCGUCUGCCGCCUCUGCGGCCAGGACCUGCAGCACCACCGCGCGCUGCGCGUGCACAUGCGCACCCACUGCGCGCGCCCGCGCAAGCCCUUCGAGUGCCGCGAGUGCCGCGCCGCCUUCACGGCGCGCCGCCACUGCGUGCACCACGUGCUGAAGCAGCACCUGCACGUGCCCGAGAGCGACAUCGACGCCUGCGUGCUCGCCGCAGCCGCCGACGGCCCCGGCCCCACCCCCGCCGCCUUCCUGGAGCCGCACAACGGCUUCCUGCACGCCACCGCGGGCGCUGCGCCGCUGCCGCACGUGACCGUCAAGCUGGAGCCGGCUGGCGGCUUCCCCGUGCACCUGAGUGAGCCCCUGGACUUCUCGCAGAAGGGCCUGGCGCUGGUGCAGGUCAAGCAGGAGAGCCCGGGCGGCUUCCUGGGCGCGGGCGCCGCAGCCUACGACUGCUCCCUGGAGCCCAUCGACUUGUCUGUCCCCAAGGGCUUCCGCAGGGGCGACACGGAGGCCCCCGUCCCCGCCGAAGGCAAGAAGCCCGCGCAGGAAGCAGACAGCGCAGAGCCUCCAGCCGCACCCGCGCCCGGUGGGGUCCCGGAGAAGCCCCAGCCCCCCGGGGGGCCCUCCGCAGCCUCCGCCCCGGACUCUGGCCCCACGCAGGCCCUGCAGGGCCCCGUCCGCCUGGCGGUGCCCAUCUACCCGUCCACGCUGGUCAGCGGCCCCGGCCUGCUCGGCGGCCCGGCCUUCCUGCGGCCCCUGCGCCCCAAGCCCCCCUUGCUCCUGCCGAAGCCGCCUGCGUCCGAGGAGCUGCCCCCGCUGGCCUCCAUCGCCCAGAUCAUCUCGUCCGUGUCCUCGGCCCCCACCUUGCUGAGAGCCAAGGUGACCGAUCCGGGGCCCGGACUCGCUCCCGCAGACAGCUCGGGCGUCCCCAAGGCUGCCACUGUCCCGGCCAGCAGCUCCAGCCCGGCCGAGUGCAGCGACCCGCCCCCCGCGCCCCCCGUUGCCAACAGCCCGGAGCCCACCUCGCCCCCUGACCUGGGGUCCACGGGCGCGUCCAAGAAGAGGGGCCGGAAGCGGGCGCUGCGGAGCCGGCCCCGGGCGCCCAGCGGGGGCCUGGACCUGGACUCGAGCGGCGAGUUCGCCAGCGUGGAGAAGAUGCUGGCCACCACGGACAGCCACCGCUUCACCCCGUUCCUGCAGAGUGCGCAGGACGGGCCCCCGCCGGACGCUGGCGGCGAGGAGCAGCUGGGCCCGCCGGACGACACGGCCCAGCAAGCACGGCCCGCCCCGGCUCCCGGCGGCCCCCAGCGGCUCUCCUGCCCCCACUGCCCACGCGUCUUCCCGUGGGCCAGCUCCCUGCAGCGGCACCUGCUCACGCACACGGGUCAGAAACCCUUCCCCUGUCAGACUUGCGACGCCUUCUUUUCCACCAAGUCUAACUGCGAGCGGCACCAGCUGCGCAGACACGGACUCGGCGCCUGCUCCCCGCGGAGGAACGGGCUCCUGGCGCGGCGUGCCGAGCGCGAGGGCGCGGGCCCUGAUAGCACAGACAGCCAGUCGGAUGUCGAGACAGCAGCCGCCACGGGAGGCCUGGUACUGGACCUCACUUCCAAGGAGAAGGAGCUGCUGCCCAGCCGAGAGGCCGGGGGACGCCCCGCCGAGGAGGACGAGGAGGAGGCCGAGGAGGAGGAGGAGGAAGAGGAGGAGGAGGAUGGGGAGGACGAAGCCACGGUGGAGAGCCCAGGACCCGGAGACGGGUGUGGAGCCGAGGGCAAGGACGUGGACGGCCCCGAGUCGGACACGGUCAGCAACAAGAGCCUGGACCUGAACCUGGCCAGCACGCUGAUGGGCUUCAAGCUGGGCACGAGCCAGCCCGAGCAGAAACAGGCCUGCGGCGUGUGCGGGAAGACCUUCAAGUUCCUGGGGACCCUGAGCCGUCACCGCAAGGCCCACGAGCACGGGGAAGGCCAGGACGAGGCCCAGGGCGCAGGGGGGCCCCAGGAGGGCUCCCCUGCGGCCGCCCCGGAGCCCAGGGAGCUGUCGGCAGAGGCCCCGGAGGCCCCCGCCGAGAAGCAGAGCGAGGAGGGGGAGGUCGCCUCCGACGGGGAGGCCGAGCGGCUGGCCGAGCGAGGCGGCGGGGGCGGGGCGGCCGCGGGGGCCGGCCUGGCGGGCAGCAAGGCGGACAAGAGGAAGAAGGUGUGCAGCGUGUGCAGCAAGCGCUUCUGGUCCCUGCAGGACCUCACCCGGCACAUGCGCUCCCACACAGGAGAGCGGCCCUACAAGUGCCAGACGUGCGCCCGCACCUUCACCCUGAAGCACAGCCUCGUGCGGCACCAGCGCGUGCACCAGAAGGCCCGGCACGCCCGGCCUCUGGGCAAGGACAGCGACCGCGAGGAGGCGGCCGGGGAGGACAGCGGGAGCGAGUCCACCCACAGCGGCACACACCCCCCGUCGGAGAGUGAGGCCCUCGGCCCCCAGGAGGACGGGGCAGGCCGGACCGCAGGCAGCGGGCAGGCGGAGGCGGCCGAGCCCCAGCCCGAGAGCCCAGCCCCAGCACUGGAGCCGCAGGAGCCGAGGGGCAAGCGGCCCGGCCCUCCGCCCGACGACUCGCCUCCCCCGGGGCUGGAGUGACCCCUGCCCAUGGCCACCGCCGGCCUCCCUGCCCGGGAGGGAAACCUGUGGCCACCACACGGUGCCUUCUCGCUGUGCCUGCCGGGCCGCAGCGCCCCUGGACUGAGCUGCCGCCGGUCUCGGAUCCCGCAAGAGACCCCGCCCACUUCAGCAUUACCGCAGCCGCCCGGUGUCCGGUCCCCGCUGUCCUGCCGCGGGGGCGACUGUUCUGUGGGCUGGAACAGGGCCGCCGCUGCCCGUAACUGGAAGAUGAUGAUGUGAAUCUGUCGCUGCGCCCGCGGGCCCCAGACGCCUUCUGGCUGGUGCGGCUGCACCCUGCCUGGGCCCCAGACCCGGCGUGGGUGCGAGAAGGGGCCCACUGGUUCCAGCCAAAACCAGAGGUGCUUGUCACCUCAGUGUCCUGACCACCCUCACCCCAGCAGGCACCUGGCCUGGCUCCCCGGGGCCUUGCUGCCCUCGGUCUAUGUAUUAUUAAUAUUAUUAUUAUUAUUACUGUGGGGCCCCUCCUGGUGGGCUCUGCAGUUGGCAGAAACAAAUGGGCAAUAUUUGUCCCUAAGACCCAGGUCCCCAUGUUCCCUGAGCUCCGUCCCCCCCUGCCCCCCCCCCCCCCCCCCCCCCCCCCGGCGCCCUGGCUGGGGUCUCCUACUGUAUUCAGACAAGCCUUCCUUCCAGCCGCCCAGGAGCGGCCGGGCCGGGCCUUCCCAUCUUACCGGCACUCGCCGUGCUGCUGACUGGGGACGCCUGCGGGGGCGGACGUGGCCGCUGUGCUCGCCCCAGCGUGGAGCGGGUCCCAGACCCCACUGUAGCUGAGCCCCAGGGCCCCUCCGGGCCCCCCCCCUUCUCCCCUCACUGGUGCCAGGCCUGAGGGCAGGGGAGCCCAGGGGUCUGGCUUGGCGGGAAGGGGGGUUUGGGCCGCCUGGGUGUGGCGGAGCCCACUUCUGUCCUUGACCCGAGGCAACACGAAUCAAGUUCCCCGCCAGCCCCUGCUCCCACGUGCGAUGAUUGUUGUUCUCUGCAUUACUAUUACUUGGGGUUUCUCCUGUCCUCUUCCUCUCUGCAUCUCUCCACACUAAUGCUCGUGCCCGAGGGGGUCGGGGCAGAGCCUGCCCCGCUGACGAGCCGUAGCAGGAACCUCACUGUUGAUCGAAAGCUUUACUCGCCCCCCCCCACCCCCACCUCCAUAUGAAACUGUGAAAUUUGUGAUUGUUUCAACUCUGGGUGAAUCAAAGCAUAGUUUGCAUGUCCAGCUAAUUUGUUUCUAUACAUUUUGUUUGAUUUCUUUCUCCUCCUCUCAGGGCUUUUACGAAAAAAAAAUUAUAUAUAUAUAUAUAUGUGGAUCUUCUGAAAAGGUUUUGAGGUGCAAGUUUUCUCCUUGGUUUUCCCCUUGAUCUAUGGACCGUGCUGGGACUCGAUCACUACAUGAUGCUCCUGGCUGUACCACAGCACCAAACCCGCAAGCAGCAGGCGGGGCCGUGCGUCCGUGUCCCUCCGCAGGGGGCUGGAGCAGGAGCAGACGAGGACUUGGGCCUGCUCCCACGGGCACCCGCCGCUGCUGUUAGGCCUGUGCCCGCCAGGGGGCGUCGCACGCACAGGGACGCGCGGACCGGUACUGGCUCCGCCUCCGUCCACAGCUUCCGGUGCGCGGCUAGAGGCUGCUGUUCUGUAUCAAACAUCAAAGCAAUAAAUGUUCUAUUUUGAAA